Molecule: messenger RNA, 641 nt
Organism: Arabidopsis thaliana (thale cress)
Lineage: Eukaryota; Viridiplantae; Streptophyta; Magnoliopsida; Brassicales; Brassicaceae
Product: Plant invertase/pectin methylesterase inhibitor superfamily protein
Exons: 2
Coding region: 13-567 (184 amino acids)
Molecular function (GO): enzyme inhibitor activity; pectinesterase inhibitor activity
Source: RefSeq, marked reviewed
AUUAACCUUUCAAUGCACUAUCAAAUAAAAACAAUGAUGAAAUUAUUCUCUAUUUUUGUCGUAUUUAUGCAAAUCCAAGUAGCAUUGUCGUCUCAACCAAUUCGGUAUGCUACGGAACCUAAGCCCAUACAAGAACUCUGCAAAUUUAACAUUAAUCCAAGCCUCUGCGUCUCUACUCUCAAUCUUGAUCCUAGAAGCAAGAACUCAAAUUUACGAGAGCUUGCGUGGAUCUCUAUCGAUGCGACUUCAAACAAAGUCAACAAAAUGUUAAACUAUCUCAUCUCCGUCUCUAAGAACAUCAAAGACCGUGAAGACUUAAAGAAGUACAAAACUUGCAUUGAUGACUAUGGCACGGCGGCUCGUAGGUUUUUACCGGCGGCGUUGGAUGAUCUUAAAGCUGGGUUCUUUUCUCUAGCGAAGUCUGAUAUGGAAAGUGUUGUGUCGAUACCCGAUCAUUGUGAGGCGCAAUUCGGUGGGAGUUCACCGUUGACGGGACGUAACAAAGCCACUCAUGAUAUCGCUAAUAUGACUGCUGACAUCAUAAGAUAUCUUUUUGGCAAUAAUUAAUAAGUUUUUAGUCUUGUUCAAAGUACAAUCGAGUAACGCAUAAUGAAGAAUAAGAUAUUUAUUUCCCAUUUUUA